This is a messenger RNA of Lonchura striata (white-rumped munia), 2887 nucleotides long. It is a transcript of the gene ORAI2, whose product is annotated as ORAI calcium release-activated calcium modulator 2. Gene Ontology annotation, biological process: store-operated calcium entry. The record is from RefSeq and is a predicted model, not a curated record. Lineage: Eukaryota; Metazoa; Chordata; Aves; Passeriformes; Estrildidae. Gene Ontology annotation, cellular component: membrane. Gene Ontology annotation, molecular function: store-operated calcium channel activity.
ACGGCCCGCCCCCCGGGCCGCAUAUCCCGCCCGCAGGGGGCUCAUCCCCAGCGGGGCCCGCGCUCCGGGGCAGCGGGCGGCUUCCCCUCAGGCGUGUUCGGGCAGUGGCGGGCUCGUCCUGCAGAGCCCUUGGAGCCUUCCACCCCGUCCCUCCAUGUCCAUAGCCAGCAAGCAUUUCUCUCAUAAUGAGUUCUGAAUUAAACGUCCCGGUGGAUCCUUCCACUCCUGCUUGCUGCUCUGAGCCUGGCACAAAGGGCAUGGAUUAUCGGGACUGGGUCCGGCGCAGCUACCUGGAAUUGGUCACAUCCAACCACCAUUCCGUGCAAGCCCUUUCCUGGAGAAAGUUGUACCUGAGCCGGGCCAAACUGAAAGCCUCCAGCAGAACCUCUGCUCUGCUCUCUGGAUUUGCAAUGGUGGCCAUGGUGGAGGUGCAGCUGGAGGUGCAGUACAAGUACCCCCAGAUGCUGCUGAUCGCCUUCAGCGCCUGCACCACGGUGCUGGUGGCCGUUCACCUCUUCGCCCUCCUCAUCAGCACCUGCAUCCUGCCCAACGUGGAGGCUGUGAGCAACAUCCACAACCUGAACUCCAUCAGCGAGUCCCCGCACGAGCGCAUGCACCCCUACAUCGAGCUGGCCUGGGGCUUCUCCACCGUGCUGGGAAUCCUCCUUUUCCUUGCCGAAGUCGUGCUCCUGUGCUGGAUAAAAUUCCUGCCAGUGGGCUCCAUCCUGAAAAACGAGACCACCAACGUGGAGAAGCCCAGCAGCCACGCGGGGUGGCAGUCAGCACUGGUGUCCACCAUCAUCAUGGUCCCCGUGGGUCUGAUUUUUGUCGUCUUCACCAUCCACUUCUACCGCUCCUUGGUGCGGCACAAAACGGAGCGGCACAACCGGGAGAUCGAGGAGCUCCACAAACUGAAAGUGCAGCUAGAUGGGCAUGACAGAGGCAUGCAGGUGGUGUGACAGAGCCUGCACACAGCUCAGCCAGCGCUGAGAGCAAGAUACCUGGGCUGCUGCUUGGUGAGCUGCACCAGGGAUGGAUUUUCUUGAGGCUUAAAUCUGUAAAUGCUACUUGCCUGCCAUUUCUAGCUGUGGGUUCUUGUGCUGUUCCACGUGAUGGGGGCUCUGCCCUGGUUCUGGUCCCACACACUUGGUACUUAAGUUGACACUGCCAUGGUGUUCAAGGUCAAAACUUUAUCUACCUUAACACUGGUAGCCAAAAAUCAAUAUUUUUUACAAAUGCAAUAUUCCAUUGCCAAAAGUGAAACUGCAUUGGCUGUCCCAAAAGCCUCUGUGUGUGUAUGUGUGUGUAGGACCUGUCUUACAUGUCAGAACUCCCUGGCUGUCAGUGCAGCCACAAUUAACUGGCAGCUCAUUCCUAGAGCAGAGCUGAUUAAUGUGGGUACCUGCAGCUGACUCAAGGACAUCCAGGAAAGCACAACAAAAACUGAGAAUGUUGAUCACCAUUUUUCCAAAGCAAGUAUUCUGUAAAUACAUAACCAGAAAGAAAACAGCAUUAGCUUUUAUGUUCUUUUCUUGCUGUUCUUUAUUAUAUUUUUACAGCUUGGGAUGUAGAAAUUUGAAUUGCAGGAGGCUGGGAAGUUCUCUUGCACUUUCUUCAGUGGCUUUGUCACUUUAGGUUGAGUAAGUGCCAAGAUCGUGUUUUUCCCAAUAAGAGGCAGGAGUGCCCAGGGAAGGCUUACAGGUGUUUUAGAUUUAACAAGGACAUUCUUGAAACGGAACAGUGGCAGGGAAUUUAAUGAGACAAGACUUUGAAGGACUAACAAAGCAAGUUUCAAGGAGGUAAAGGAAUGACAGCAAGUAUAGUAGAAAUCUGCCAGUGUCUUCUUCAUUUGUGCAUUGCUCUGAUGCCUUUUGCCUGGUUUGCUGGAGAGAGCAAGCCCAGUACUGUGUUAUUUCAUAUUUUGUUCUUUUUUUUUUCUUUUUUAAAUUGGCUGUAGCAUUUUUCUGUCAGAAAUGAAUGCUUCCUUCUCCCUCCACCAAAGCAGGACUCCUCUAGUGGAACCUGGAGCAGUCCUGGUGAGCCUGAUUGAGCUGGAUCUGGCAGGAAUGCUGUAUGCCAUUAAAGAGCUAUCCCUUUCCUUUGAGCUAAUUUCUUUUUUCAGCAACUGAGACAAUGACACUUGCAUGUCUGUGUUGCUGAGCAAGGGAAGCUUGUAAAUUCCAUAGCAUCCUCGUGGGUGAAAACUUCUGUACAAAAAACCCCCAAUUUUAUUAAUUUUGGUAACUUUGUAGAGAGAAAAGAGUGUUUAGCAAUCAUCAGCUCUUUUAAGGGAAAGUCAGGCUUUCUGACACAUAGGGCUGCAAGAAGCAUAAGCACAUUUUCUUGGCCCUGAUCCUGUGCUAGUUUCCUCCUCUGCACUCCAAAACUGCAGUUUCAGAGUCUCUGAGGCCUUAUAGGUUUCUGAAAUCAUUAAGGAUGUUUAUAAUGUUCUAUUUAACCCUGGGCCCUUAUUCCACUGGGAUUUGAGGCAGUGUAAUACAUGUCAGCUUCCCAGAAGGGAGUACAAACCCCAGGGCAGCAGGGUGAGAUUAUCCCAAUACUCCUCUCUGUCAAGGGCUUUGGGAAACCACCUCUCAUCUCUCUUGUUUACAUGGGAAUGUGAGCAUUGCUGAACAAGUUGCUUAGCACUGUGUCUGUGGCUUUCAUCUGCUGUUCUUGCUGCAGUUGGCAUGUACCAUAUUGGCUGAUGUGCAGCAAAGAAAAUGUCUUUGUGUGCUAAAUAACUAAUCUGUACUCAUCUGCAUAUGCAAAACAAGGAGUGUCCUCCAGGAAGUGGGGUGGUCGUGAAAUUAUAUAAAUUCCCCAGGACUCUGCACUUUCUCCCUCCUCUUUUUACCAUAAUAAAAAUUAAAAGGUUUAUACAACA